Entamoeba invadens IP1 is the source of this 1359-nucleotide messenger RNA. Its product is annotated as sam/hd domain protein, putative. Gene Ontology annotation, biological process: dGTP catabolic process. The record is from RefSeq and is a predicted model, not a curated record. Bases 1 to 1359 code for a protein of 452 amino acids. Lineage: Eukaryota; Evosea; Mastigamoebida; Endamoebidae. Gene Ontology annotation, cellular component: nucleus. Gene Ontology annotation, molecular function: dGTPase activity. The transcript has a single exon.
AUGUCAAGCACUCCUCCUAUAGGAACCCCAAAAAAACACGAAGAAUGUUUUGAGACUCCUCACUUGAUAAAAAGAAGAUCUUCUUUGAUGCGCGACAACAAUUUCUGCCAACCUAAGCCGUCAGACUUAUCAGAGAAAAUUGUCUACACUGACGCUUUCCAACGUCUUCGACGAAUCAAACAAUUAGGAGCAAUGGACUUUGUGGUCAGUUCUGCUACUCACACACGUUUUGAGCAUUCUUUAGGUGUUUCUGAAUUAGCGCGUUCGAUGGUGAAACACUUGAAUUACGUCCAAGUAGUGUCCACACAACAAACGACUGGGGAGGAUGUUGUGAAUGAAUCCGACGACCGAACCAUCGAAGUAGCUGCAUUAUGUCAUGAUUUAGGUCAUGGCCCCUUUAGUCAUGUCUACGAAGGUGUCAUGAAAGCGCGAGGCAUUCACUUCAAUCAUGAAGAGCAGUCUGUCAAGUUAUUUAAGAAAAUAGUUGAUGACGAGUCUAUAGACUUUACCACCGAUGAAGUCCGAGGCGUUGAAGAGAUUAUCUUAAACAACUUAACUUCCUCCAAGAAGUGGCGGCGUCAAAUUGUAUCAAAUGAAAGUAAUGGAAUCGAUGUCGAUCGACUCGAUUACAUUCGGCGGGACUCAUAUCACCUCAACAUCCCUUUACGUUUUAAAGUCGAAAAUAUCAUCCAAAAUUCAGUCAUUUUAGAUAACAAUAUUUGUUACUUAACAGACUGUAAAAACGACUUAGAAGAAUUGUUUAAUAAUCGAUACGCCCUUUAUAAGAACUUUUAUAACGGUAAGGAAACAGGGUCUGCAGAGUUGUUAGUAUCCGAUAUCUUAAUUCAAGCAGCUAAUUACAUCCCAACACUCAAAGCGACUCCAGACGAUCUGGAUACAUUCAUCCAACUCGACGACUCAGUUCUGAAUCAAAUCCGAUUUAGUAAAGACCCAAAUUUGAAACAAGCAAAGGAAAUGACACGACUCCUUGAUAGAGGAAAGUUAUACCCGCUGGUCACAACUAUCAAACAAACUCAGGCAAAUGAAGAAAUGAUCGCUAAAUUAACACCAGAACUAGUGGCAAACUUUGGCAAGAAUCUAUUACCUAAUGAUAUUAUUGUUAAUAACCAAACUAUUUCUGUCGCAAGAAAAGAUAACUGGGAAAAUAUCGCAUUUGUCCAAUCAUUUGACUCGAAAAACUAUUUCUUUAUGACUCCUUCAAUUUUGUAUCCAAAAGAAACACAAACCCAUUGGAAAAGAAUUUACACCCGAUCUCCCGAAAAAAUGGAGGAUAUCAAAAACGCUGUGGAAAAGUUUGUGGGAGCUGAACAGCUCGAAAAUUCAAUCUUGUUAGAUUGA